Molecule: messenger RNA, 1153 nt
Organism: Mercenaria mercenaria
Lineage: Eukaryota; Metazoa; Mollusca; Bivalvia; Venerida; Veneridae
Exons: 2
Coding region: 107-682 (191 amino acids)
Source: RefSeq, a predicted model, not a curated record
GGUAGCAGGCAUUGUAGGGCUAUACACGUCAUCCAAAGCCUCAUCUUAUAACGGUGACGACGUAUCUAAUCUUCAAAAACAAUUGCAAUGUACGGCUUGUAUACAGAUGAUCCUUGGAUAUGUUGUGUUUAUGGUGGCCAUAUCUGGAAUCAUGAUGAAUAUAUUGUUCUUAGCAAGUAAUAACGACAGUGGAUACUACGACGACGACGAAGACGACCAGUCAAAGAUACAUGUCACACUAUCGGCAUGUAUCUUGGCGGGAAUAGUCUUGCUUUUAAUCGCUACAUUCCUUUCAUUUCGAUUUAUGGGGACAUGCUGCAGGUAUCAGGGAUAUAACCAGAGAAUGACUCAGACGUAUCCAACGACGGUAGGAACAACACAGUAUUAUCAAGGUCAAACUACUUAUAGCCAAGGCCAAACUGCACAUGGCCAUUCAACAGUACCGCCACCUGUCUUUAGUACUGGAGGGUUCAACCAAAGUUCAAAUCCACCCCCAUAUCCAGUUUCGCAAUCCUAUGGUAUUGGAUCACAGCAACCUCCAGCCUACGGAUUCGAGGGCAUGGGACAGCAGCAACCUCCAGCAUACGGAUUCGAGGGCAUGGGACAGCAACAGCAGCCUCCAGCAUACGGAUUUCAGCAAACUAAUACUCCAACAGCGCCACCACCAGCCUAUCCGUACUGAUUAAGGUUACAAAUAUGAACCAUAGGAAAACAAAGCUUUAAUGUUUGAAAAUAGAAUUAAGAUUUUCAUAAGAUAAUUGCAACACGUUUCAGCUUUGAAAGUUAUGAAGAAUAACAUCCUACUGUACACUAAUCUAACAAACAAAUGUCAUAUAAAGUAUGAAAAUCGUAAAAUUAUUUUUGUAUUACCAUUUGGUGUACUAAAAUACCAUGAAUUGGAGCUAUUCUUCAACCUUCAUUUGAAGGGAUCCCUCUAUCAUAACGUAUUUGCAUUAUCCAUAUUUUCUUGAAAAUUAUGACGUUUAUUCCAUGUGAAUCGCAAAAGGAACUCAGCCAAAGUUACGAUAACGCCGCUUAGUGAUAACGUGCCGUUGUUCUAAAGAUGCCCACGUGUAGUCAGGGAGAACAUUCCUUAGAUGAUGUCGCAGCUGUUCUGUAUGGUAAAUAGAAUGACUGGGAAGCUGAUCCUAAU